This is a messenger RNA of Pestalotiopsis fici W106-1, 828 nucleotides long. RefSeq lists its product as uncharacterized. NCBI's taxonomy places the organism in Eukaryota, Fungi, Ascomycota, Sordariomycetes, Amphisphaeriales, Sporocadaceae. The transcript is spliced from 3 exons. Bases 1 to 828 code for a protein of 275 amino acids. The record is from RefSeq and is a predicted model, not a curated record.
AUGACUACCUCGCUUGAUGCACAGCAGGGUAGAUACUCUCACCUCAAUGGCUCGACCACCGACCUGCUUGAGAGAUUCGCUGUCUCUGAGCUCUGCAAGGGCUGGCCCGUUUACAGAGACUCAUCUGAGUGGAAGAACUAUCGCGACAUCUUUGACAAGGAUGCCACUGUCUGGACAACCUGGAGCAAGGGCCGCUCUGUAGAUGACUUCAUUGCCAUCUCCAAGCAGGGCAAGGGCCAAGGCGACUUCAUCAUGCACCGCGAGUGCGGCACGCUGGUCGAGUACGCCCCCGAGCACGGCCGCGCCAUUGGCAAGAUGAAGGCCACCAUUACGCAGCGCUUCAGGACGCCCGCAUCGCUCGCCACGGACGACUGCCCCGUCGGCACCGAGUUUGAUGUCGACUGCGACUGCCGCUUCAUCUUCUUUUGCGCCAAAGACCCGGGUGGUGAUACCAAUGGCGCCGGCGCCGGCGCAGGCUGGAAGGCCAAGUACGUCAAGCUGUUUUACGAAAAGGACAAGAUCGUGCCCGUCGACGGCUUGCACGCUCCCACGUUUCCCAAGGAGCUGCUCGACUCGUUCCCCGAGGGAUACAGCUAUCUUGGCGCUGCGCAGAGCAUGCUUGGCUACCCUGUCACCAAGCACCUCCCCACGGCUCAGGACCACAAGUCCUGGUUUGCCAUGUAUGAAAAGAUGGAGGAGUGGCUCACAGGAAAAGAUGUUGACCUGCUGGUGGAUGACGAUGACUCUGUGGAUCAUCUGAGGAAGGAGAAGGUGUCUCUCAAUGGUUUGGCCAACACGAAUGGUAGCAAGACUGUUACCAUCUCUUGA